GCCAAGUCAGUCAGUGCGUCGGAAGGUGCCGAGGCGCGAGCAAGCAGCCUCCGCCGCGUGGUCCAGUGCUGCUGCUACUGCUGCUUGGAAUAUGCCAACCCCCGACGACAACCCCCUAGAGUAACGAGCCAGAGGAACCGGGGUGCACGGACGCCCCUUGCUGACGCUCCUACCCUUAAACACCGCGGCACCGGCAUGACACGCUCGCACGCAGCCACAGGUUGAAAGGAUGGCGGACGGUUGGGGCGACGUGACCUGAGCCGAUGGAAAACGUGACCAAUGUGACCGAGGCGGAGGUGGAGGCGGGUGGCGGGGGUGGCGGCGGCGACGAGCUGCGCCAGGUGUACGAAUUCCUGGUGAAGGGGGUGCUGCUGGGGUUGGUCAGCCUGCUCGGCAUCCUCGGCAACGUGCUGACCAUGGUGAUCCUGUCGCGGCCGCAAAUGCGUUCCAGCAUCAACUGUCUGCUCGUGGGGCUGGCGCGCUGCGACGCCGCCCUCCUCGUCGCCGCCAUCCUCAUCUUCUCGCUGCCCUCGAUCGCCGCAUACACCGGCUGGCUGCCGCACUACUCCUACUACGUCUACCCUUCCAUCGCCAGGUUUGUCUACCCGGUGGGCCUGAUCGCGCAGACUGGUUCGGUGUACCUGACCCUGACGGUGACCCUGGAGCGAUACGUGGCCGUGUGCCACCCGCUGCGUGCGCGCUCGCUCUGCACGUACGGCCGGGCGCGAAUCUACGUCGUGCUGAUCGUGCUCUUCUCCGUGCUGUACAACACGCCGCGCUUCUUCGAGGUGGAGCGCGUGUCCGACGUGCUGCCGCCGCACAACACCACCGUCUACAUGGUGUCCGCUUCGGCGCUGCGCAACCACCCCCUCUACAUCACCAUCUACGUCAACUGGUCCUACCUGCUCGUCAUGUACUUCGUCCCCUUCCUUGCCCUCGCCAUCUUCAACUGCGCUAUCUACAUGCAGGUGCGGAAGGCGAACGCGGAACGGCAGCGGUUGUCUCGGCUGCAGAAGAAGGAGAUCGGGCUGGCAACGAUGCUGAUGUGCGUCGUGGUGGUCUUCUUCAUGUGCAACAUCUUGCCACUGGUGAACAACGUGCUGGAAGCGUUCUAUGGCAUUCUGCAGGACGAGCUGAUCGCCACGAGCAACUUGUUGGUGGCCAUCAACUCGUCUGUUAACUUCAUAAUCUACGUCAUCUUCGGCGACAAAUUCAAGCGGCUCUUCCUCAAGCUGUUCUGGCCGAAUCGCGGCGGGCGGUGCUGCCGCGGUGGCCGCGACUCGCCCGACGCUACGCACGAGGAGAGCUUCGUAUCCAACGGCCGCACGUUCAGCGUGCGCCAACCCAGCGGCCGUCUGCCCAGGCCGGCCGGCGGACGCGACGUCAAGCUGCAGCUGCUGGCGCCGUCCGCCACCCCGCGCUGCGUCUAUUACCCCGCUGACGAGCUCAAGGGGCUCGACGAGCAGUGCUGAAUGCUAAACCCCCUCGCGUCCGUUGCUUGUCCUAUACCGUUCUCGCUCGCCACACACACGACCCCCCUGGGCUUAUGGAGGUCGGUGUGUGCCGCACGUCUUAUUAUUUGUCUUAAAGGAGCACUAGAAUUUUAUUUUUGACAGUGCCAAUCGAUUUCAGAGGGUCGAAUAAAGGUUAGCUAAACGAAUCAACCAGCUUAAAAUUUGACAUGCCAAAAUUAGCGAUAACAUAAAACUCUUUUUAAGAGAAACCUAGCAAAAAUAUAGUAACUCAAGAACACCAGCUACCAAUCAGAAAAGUGAGCACGCUGGUCUUAAGAUCGAGACAGCAGUUCCACAGCGACAGCCAGCGAAAGCAACAAGGUGCAGACCAGUUAACAGCUUCAUUUCUCGCUCGACUCCCUUGUGCUGGCUGUCGCAGUCGCGCUGCAGUCUCGAUCUGGCUCCUUGCCUGCUAAGAAAGCGUGUGAUCUAUAACAAUUAUUAGGUCAAUGGGAGGAAAAACCGCGCGAAAACAUGUUUGGUAACGAACUGCAGUUGCUGGGGAAAAGUUUUUGGGGUUUCGUUGCCAGGGAUUCCACAGUGGGUUGCUGGGGUUAGCAUUAGCAGCUGCCACAGAGCUCCUUUCUCUGAUUGGUCGGCGGCGUUCUUGUGGUACUUUAUUUUGCUAGGUUCAAACAGAAAAUCGCUGAAAUUAUACGGCUUUUAUGUUUCCGCCAAUGUUUGGCACAUUGCGUCGAAUUGCUGACCGAUUAAUCCAGCUAUCUAACCUAUUCCGACCCUCAGGAACUGAUUGGCACUGCCAAAAUUUUAAUUCCAAAAGUAUUUCUUUAAAUCCAUGAAUUAAAAAAUCCUAAACUGAAAAGAUUCUUGCCUGUGGCGUACGCUGGAAGACAAAGCCAUUUUCUCCCGGCCGUCAAAGGCACCACCAUCGCCACUCGGGCUUAAGAAUGGAGUUCUUAAGGGAGUUAAGCAGUUGUAACACACACAGACUAUCCUGUGUGUGCUAUUUCAGAUUUCAUUGCAGCUGGAGUUGACACGGAGUAAACUUUUCUCCUAAAUCUCUUUCUGGCCUGUAUGUAAUAAAAAUUAUCCAAAUGUUUGAGAAAAUACUUGACUCUGUUGCGAUUCAAAUGAAUUUGCAGCACUUUCCUGUAAUAUUGUGGUCUGUAUGGAUGAAUCGCAAUCGCAUUGUUGUAAUUAGCAAAAACUGAUUCAGUCUUCGAGAAAAGCGAUUUAUUCUUUCACACUCCCGCUAGGAAAUGUUGAAAAUACUUGCAAAAAUGGACGGAUUUUCUUGCCUAGGUACUGAGCCAUCUACAAGAAAAUUCACAGGACUGAGAAACGUGCUAAACUGUUUAGGGGAAUUUUACGCUGGAAAUGCAGAGCUAAAUUUUAUCAACCUUUCUACAUAAUUAAAAAAGGUAAAAUAUAGCAGGGGAAGAGGCAGGUAUUUAAGAAUAUUGUAUUUUAUCUAUUAGCUCUCGUGGAAACUCCAGCUGAAACAUUUAAUUUAUUCUGUGAAUAUGCGUCAUCCCAUUGUCAACAAGCAACACUCGGACCGAAAAGGAAAGUGCAAAAAGACGCUCUCUGUGAUUUUUCUCUGAACAACCCCUUUGUCGGUGUUUUAAAAAUGAAUUUACGAGUUUAAACGCAAAGAUCGUGAAUGGAUUGGUGUAAAAUGAUGACACGACGUCUAAGCAGCAUCUCAAUAAAUUAACGAGCUAUUUCAUUCCAAGUGUAA
Molecule: messenger RNA, 3216 nt
Organism: Cloeon dipterum
Lineage: Eukaryota; Metazoa; Arthropoda; Insecta; Ephemeroptera; Baetidae
Gene: FMRFaR
Product: FMRFamide Receptor
Exons: 4
Coding region: 264-1472 (402 amino acids)
Biological process (GO): G protein-coupled receptor signaling pathway
Cellular component (GO): membrane
Molecular function (GO): G protein-coupled receptor activity
Source: RefSeq, a predicted model, not a curated record